This is a messenger RNA of Gossypium arboreum, 2057 nucleotides long. RefSeq names its product GTPase ERA-like, chloroplastic. Gene Ontology annotation, molecular function: ribosomal small subunit binding; rRNA binding; GTP binding. The record is from RefSeq and is a predicted model, not a curated record. The transcript is spliced from 9 exons. NCBI's taxonomy places the organism in Eukaryota, Viridiplantae, Streptophyta, Magnoliopsida, Malvales, Malvaceae. Gene Ontology annotation, biological process: ribosomal small subunit assembly. Bases 134 to 1402 code for a protein of 422 amino acids.
AUCAAAGGAUAAAUAAAUACGAUAAAAAUCAUGAAUUAUCCAAUUGUCUGAAAACGCAGAAAUGCUGAAUCAGCUUCAGUGAAGCUGCCUAUCAACAAGCGGAGAGAACAGCGGAGAGAAACGGACGGUGGUAAUGGAGCUACUAGCUCUGCACAUUUCUCCGACGUUAGCCAGAGAGUGUUUCUUAACGGCCAGCAAUAAUAACUCUUGUGUUUUCCCUCGCUACGUUCGAAAUCGUCACGGAAAAUCGCGGUUCCGAUUCCAAGCUCGAAAAGGCGGUUCCAGGAGCUGGAAUCCAAACAAGAUUUCUAGGCUAGAUUUAAUCCAACAAGUACUUGAAAGAAACAAUCUCAUUGAAGAUUCACAAGAAGAAGACGAAGACGAAAUAAGUGGUGACGACUCGUCUUUUUUGUCUUUGAGUGAAAAACCAGAUAGGAACAUGGCUUUGCUUGACGAGUACGAGUUGGAAGAGCUUGAUUUUACCUCUCCCACUAAUCAUCGCAGCGGGUAUGUUGCUGUUCUGGGAAAGCCGAAUGUUGGAAAGAGCACACUUGCUAAUCAAAUGAUAGGUCAGAAGUUGUCGAUAGUUACGGAUAAACCUCAAACCACCAGGCAUCGAGUUCUUGGUAUAUGUUCAGGCCCGGAGUAUCAGAUGAUACUGUAUGACACUCCAGGUGUUAUUGAGAAGAAAAUGCACAAGUUGGAUUCUAUGAUGAUGAAGAAUGUCCGAAGUGCUGCCUUGAAUGCUGACUGUGUACUUGUUAUUGUUGAUGCAUGUAAAGUGCCUGAAAAUAUCAAUGAAGUGUUAGAAGAAGGCGUAGGAGAUUUUAAGUGUACACUGCCAACUUUACUGGUUUUGAAUAAGAAAGAUCUGAUAAAACCUGGUGAAAUUGCAAAAAAGCUUGAGUGGUAUGAGAAAUUUACUGAUGUCGACGAGGUUAUACCUGUGAGUGCAAAGUAUGGACAUGGGGUAGAUGAUAUCAAGGACUGGAUACUGUCAAAACUUCCUACUGGGCCACCUUACUAUCCAAAGGACAUUGUAAGUGAACACCCAGAAAGGUUCUUUGUAGCUGAAAUUGUCAGAGAAAAGAUAUUUAUGCAGUAUCGCAAUGAGGUUCCUUACGCAUGUCAGGUAAAUGUAGUGAGCUACAAAACCAGGCCAAAUGCAAAAGAGUUCAUACAAGUAGAAAUUGUUGUUGAGAAAGACUCCCAGAAAAUCAUUCUCAUUGGAAAAGGAGGGAAAGCUCUGAAAAUGCUUGCGACAGCUGCUCGGCUUGACAUAGAAGAUUUCUUACAGAAAAAAGUCUUCCUCGAGGUUGAAGUGAAAGUAAAAGAGAAUUGGCGGCAAGAUGAAGGGCUUUUGAGAUAUUAUGGUUAUGGAGGGCAAAUUCGAGCACUAUAGCGUCUUUCCCCAUUUCAUACAGGUCACUUUUGUGUAAUUUUAAAAAGUAGUUUUAUGAAAAUGUUUGAAUCAGUUUUGACUAAGUAGGGGCUCAAGAAAUGUGGGUUCUGUUUCAGAUUUCAUCUUACAAUUUUGUUUUUCACCCAUAUCGUGAAUUAUUAUGCCGAUAUACCCUUCCAGAUCAUUUCUUGAAAUGUCUUAAAUUAUUUCUAUACUAACAUUUGUUUGCCGUUAAUGUUAAUAUCCUUUGUUGAACAAAUGAUGAAAUCUGCCUCCUGCCUUGAGUUUCUCAACUUCCCCGUGUCUGUGGUCGAUAGGGCAUGGGCUCAUUGGACCAAGCUUGACCGGCCGCUUGCCCAGUUGGUUGACUACUUGUAAGGUAAUUUUGUUCCUUCAUUUGUUAAAAUGAUUUCUUACAUUCUUGUAGUUAUUAACAGCAACUCCAAAUUCGAAUCUCUAUAUAUGAAUUUGGUUUUCUAGUUGAUUUGUUAGUAAGUUGUGUUUGAAGUAUCUUCAAUUCCAAUUUAAAAACCAUCUUUUGUCCCAAGAACAAAUGGAGAAAAACAGUGAGACAAGACAAACUUAUGAAGAAUAAACAGAUUGUAAUAUUACAUCCUUUGAGAUUAGUGAUAGCCGACAUUGUCGUUGAAAUAAA